AGUUCAUCUCUCAAUCUCAAACGAGUCUGAUUUAGCAAUGAAGCUUGCCUUGGUAUCGUUGUUCCUGAGUAUUACCUGUACAUUAGCUGACAAGGUGAUUGUUGGCUACUUCCCAAACUGGUUAUAUGCAAGAUGGCCAGUUACCAAUAUUGAUUUCUCCAAAUACACGCACAUCAACUAUGCUUUUGCUAUCAUGAUCAAGGGGGAUACUCCCGAAUGGACGGAUGAUUGGGCCGUAUCUACUCAACUGCCUCAGCUUACCAAAGCUGCUCACGCAAAGAAUGCAAAAGUGCUGAUCUCCAUUGGUGGUUGGUCCGGAUGCUUAACCUUUAGUCCGAUGGCUGCGGAUGCUGGACGCCGUAAAAACUUUAUUGAUUGGAAUAUCAAGCAAAUUGACACCUACGGCAUUGAUGGAAUUGACAUUGAUUGGGAAUAUCCUGGUCGCCAAGGAGCUGGUUGCAAUGCUUUUGAUCCUGCUAAUGAUGCCAAAAACCUUCUCACCUUGCUCCGAGAACUGAGAACUGCUCUGGAUAGCAAGUAUGGCUCAGGCAAGAAAGAACUUACUAUUGCUGCCCAUGUUCGUCCAUUCGUCACUUCUUCGGGCUACAUGUCCGACGUGUCGGAAUAUGCUAAAGUACUUGACCGUGUGAGCCUGAUGACGUAUGAUAUCAACGGUGCAUGGAACACCACGACAGGACCCAAUGCUCCUUUCAACUUUGAAAAUGGUUUUGGAGAUGCUGACAGUUUUGUGUCUGCUAUCGAUGCAUGGACCAAAGCCGGUAUGCCAGCCAGCAAAAUUGUACCCGGCGUCGCCUUUUACGGACGCUCAGCGACUGCUACUGUGGACAUGACCAAAACCAAGUCUCAAUAUCAAGGCCAAGUCCCGGGUCAGCCACCCAAGGGUGAUUCUUAUGACGCUUACUGGCAAGAUCCCUACUGUUCCAAAGAUCCUGGCGGUCUUUCCGGUAUCUGGCGCUACGCCAAUCUGCGCUCGGAAGGCAUUUUAACCAGCCCAACCACCGCCGCUUCCCCAUGGGUGCGCACCUGGGACAAUGUCACUCAAACCCCAUGGUUAUUCAAUCCUACGAAUAAGGUGUUUAUUUCUUACGAUGAUCCCGUUUCCAUGGCGGUCAAGGUCAACUAUGCUCGAUCCAAGAAUCUCGGUGGUGUUAUGGUCUGGUCCGUCGAUGAAGAUAACGGUGAACUCUUGGAUGAAGUCAUGAAAAUCAAGUCGGAUUCCAGUGAUUGCAACUGUUAACAAGCAGCUUUGGAGAGUCAUAACGCCAUUGCUUGAGGCAGAAAGAUUUUUUUUUGAUACCAGUCAUGGUUUUCCUAUAUUUGUAACACUAUACUUUGAAUGCAGAAACUGCAGUGAACAAAACAUAUCAAUAAAAUUUUGACGCCCAAUUCAUAUUUAUCGUUUGCUUGACGUUCAUCCUCAAC
Messenger RNA from Radiomyces spectabilis, 1443 nucleotides. Its product is annotated as glycoside hydrolase. Gene Ontology annotation, molecular function: chitinase activity; chitin binding. NCBI's taxonomy places the organism in Eukaryota, Fungi, Mucoromycota, Mucoromycetes, Mucorales, Radiomycetaceae. Gene Ontology annotation, cellular component: extracellular region. Gene Ontology annotation, biological process: chitin catabolic process; carbohydrate metabolic process. The transcript is spliced from 7 exons. The record is from RefSeq and is a predicted model, not a curated record. The coding region runs from base 38 to 1258 and encodes 406 amino acids.